Molecule: messenger RNA, 1260 nt
Organism: Saimiri boliviensis boliviensis (Bolivian squirrel monkey)
Lineage: Eukaryota; Metazoa; Chordata; Mammalia; Primates; Cebidae
Source: RefSeq, a predicted model, not a curated record
AUGCUUGCAAACAGACAGUCUCCAAGGGGCCUGAUAUUUGAAAGAGCUCCUCACAUCGCAGCCUGCAGCCCGGGUGAUUACGCAAACUGCAAAUAUGACUGUGGGCCACAGUCCCACCUCUAUUCCAGCACCCCUACUUCUUCCUACCAGAGGGCACAUGCUUGGGACUUCCCGCAUCAGCUGGAGAGCACCAGCUGCUAUGAAAGGAGACAGUGCCCCAGCAAACUAGAGAAUGAAAAACUAACACUUCAGGAAAAAAAUCUUUUUAACACAGUGGAGAAGCUGAUUGUCAGAUCUGUACUUUCUCAUUUUGUCCCUCCCUCUCACUCUAUCCUGGAUGCUGACUACUACACUGGACAGCAUCCAGGUUGGAUUGAGAAGGAGGGACAAAAUGAGAAAGUGGAUAAAGAGGAGUCUGGAACUCCUCCUAGAGCAGAAGAAAACGUGGCUGCCAAAGGGUUUGAGUCCAUUGGCAAGUUUGGCCUGGCCUUAGCUGUUGCAGGAGGCGUGGUGAAUUUGGCCUUAUAUAAUGUGGAUGCUGGGCACAGAGCUGUCAUCUUUGACCGAUUCCGUGGAGUACAGGACAUUGUGGUAGGGGAAGGGACUCACUUUCUCAUCCCACGGGUACAGAAACCAAUUAUCUUUGACUGCCGUCGGCCGCGUAAUGUGCCAGUCAUCACUGGUAGCAAAGAUUUACAGAAUGUCAACAUCACACUGUGUAUCCUCUUCUGGCCCGUUGCUAGCCAGCUGCCUCACAUCUUCACCAGCAUCGGAGAGGACUAUGAUGAGCAUGUGCUGCCGUCCAUCAUGACCAAGAUCCUCAAGUCAGUGGUGGCUCGCUUUGAUGCUAGAGAACUAAUCACCCAGAGAGAGCUGGUCUCCAGGCAGAUGAGCGACGACCUUACAGAGCAAGCAGUCACCUUUGGGCUCAUCCUGGACGAUGUGUCCUCGACACAUCUCACCUUCGGGAAGGAGUUCACAGAAGCGGUGGAAGCCAAACAGGUAGCUCAGCAGGAAGCAGAGAGGGCCAGAUUUGUGGUGGAAAAGGCUGAGCAGCAGAAAAAGGCGGCCAUCAUCUCUGCUGAGGGCGACUCCAAGGCAGCUGAGCUGAUUGCCAACUCACUGGCCACCACAGGGGAUGGCCUGAUUGAGCUGCGCAAGCUGGAAGCUGCGGAGGACAUCACAUACCAGCUCUCAUGCUCUCAGAACAUCACCUACCUGCUGGCGGGGCAGUCUGUGCUCCUCCAGCUGCCCCAGUGA